This is a messenger RNA of Danio rerio (zebrafish), 1016 nucleotides long. RefSeq names its product survival of motor neuron 1, telomeric (gene smn1). Gene Ontology annotation, biological process: mRNA processing. Gene Ontology annotation, molecular function: RNA binding. Gene Ontology annotation, cellular component: perikaryon; cytoplasm; nucleus. The record is from RefSeq and is marked provisional. NCBI's taxonomy places the organism in Eukaryota, Metazoa, Chordata, Actinopteri, Cypriniformes, Danionidae.
CAUCAGCAGCUGCGUUCAUCAGAGUGGCGCACGUUGGACUUGGGAAAUAUUUAAAAUUUUCAUACAUCCCCAUGGCCAAUGGUGCAGAAGAUGUCGUAUUUUGUCGUGGGACUGGUCAAAGUGAUGAUUCUGACAUUUGGGAUGAUACAGCUUUGAUUAAAGCAUACGAUAAAGCUGUUGCAUCAUUCAAGAAUGCUUUGAAAGGUGAGGAUGGGGCGACCCCACAAGAAAACGACAACCCAGGGAAGAAGAGGAAAAACAACAAAAAGAAUAAGAGCAGGAAGAGAUGCAACGCAGCACCGGAUAAAGAGUGGCAGGUUGGAGACUCCUGUUAUGCGUUCUGGUCUGAAGAUGGCAACCUGUACACUGCCACCAUUACCUCAGUCGACCAGGAGAAGGGCACCUGUGUGGUCUUUUACACAGAUUAUGGAAAUGAGGAGGAGCAGAACCUCAGUGACCUUCUGACUGAGCCUCCAGACAUGGAUGAAGAUGCUCUGAAGACAGCAAAUGUCAAAGAAACAGAGUCCUCCACAGAAGAGAGUGAUCGCUCUUUCACCCCACAGAAGUCCGGUCAUGCAAAGCACAAAUCUAAAAGCAAUUUUCCUAUGGGACCCCCAUCAUGGUUUCCCAGUUUCCCACCUGGACCGCCACCACCACCACCCCACUUUAAAAAGAUGGAUGGCAGACGAGGAGAAGGUCCUGGUCCUUCCUUUCCUGGAUGGCCUCCCAUGAUUCCACUCGGUCCACCGAUGAUCCCACCACCGCCACCUAUGAGUCCAGACUUUGGGGAGGACGACGAGGCUUUGGGCAGUAUGCUGAUUUCCUGGUAUAUGAGCGGCUAUCACACUGGAUACUAUAUGGGUUUAAGACAGGGCCGUAAAGAGGCUGCUGCAUCCAAGAAAUCGCAUCGGAAAUAAAAACCCAACGAGUGGGAUAUGAACGGGAUGCUGCUGGAGACAUAAUUGUUCUUUUUUGUAUCGUUUGUAAAUAAAUUAAAAGUAAUUGUUCUCUUUUCA